GAACCCACGACCUCCGGUAUAGCAGUCAGGGUCGCUAACCACUAGAACAACAGGCAGAAGAUACCGCCGUUUAAUUAAAACUUAUUUUUCUUCCACCAAACUGUAAUGUAGGGUAUAUCUAGAUAAUGUUGUGUGCGUGAUUUGUAUUGUGAGUGAAGCCAGUUUGAAUAUACGCAGUGUGCCGCUAAGACGUUGUUUACAUUUAUACCCCCCCGCUAUAGUUCAGUGGCGACGAGGAUUAAACCGACAUUUUAAAGCGUACAUGUUUAGUGUUUAAUAUACAAUGAAGAUAGGUAAAAUAGCGGAAUUCGAUGUCAAUAAGGACGAUUGGCGGUUAUACAUCGAACGUUUGGAACAGUAUUACCUAGUGAACGAGGUGAAAAGUGAGCUAUAUGUGCCAACAUUAAUAACACUCAUGGGGGCGGAAAGUUAUGAACUUUUAGUUAACCUAUGUACGCCAGAUAAGCCAAAAACUAAAACGUUUUCGCAAAUCGUGGAGAUAAUGGAGAAACAUCUACAGCCCAAGCCCAGUGAGCUCGCUGAGAGAUAUAAAUUUAGAAAAAGGAUUCAGCAAAGCGGUGAAACUAUUGCAGAAUAUAUAGCUAUAUUGAAAAAAAUGUCCAAAUCGUGCGAAUUUGGCAGUUGGCUGCAAGAAAGUCUACGGGAUCAGUUGGUGUGCGGAAUUUGCAGUGAGACGAUUCGCCAACGGUUAUUCGCCGAACCCAAAUUAGAUUUCGCAAAGGCAUAUAGUUUGGCAAUUAGCUUGGAAUCAGCAGAAAAAGAUGCGGCGAGCGUAGUUCAAGGGCACGGAAGGUCAAGCGGUGACUCGGCAACGAUGGACUGUCACGCGAUAGAGGGGACACAAUGGCGCCGGAGGGGCGCGGCGGGUGCAGCGGGCGGGAAGAAAGAGGCGCGAGAUGUGAAUGGUACGGCGCGGGAGGCCGGACCGCGCGACAACCGCCAACGCCAGCGCGCACGAAGCCCGGCGACGUCGAUGCUCGCGCAUGGAGCGCAAGCGCGGGCGCAGGCUGCGCGCCAGCAAAAAUGUCGAGCGUGCGGCGGAACGCAUGCUGCGUCUACGUGUAGAUUCGCAAGUUAUGUAUGUCGCGUUUGUAACAGGACAGGGCAUCUUCGGCGGAUGUGCCCGAACGUAUUGGGCCAAUACUGGGUGGAAGCUACAGCGGCCGACAGUAUAAUAGAAAGUGAAAGUGAUCACAGCGAGGAGUUCCAGAUAUUGUAAUGUGUUUGCGGAGGGACUGGGCCGAUUCACCGGCCCGCCGGUCAGCAUACAUGUACGGGAGGGGGCGCGCCCGGUGUUUAUGCGCGCGCGCCCACUGGCGUAUGCACUGCGCGAGCCGGUGGAGCGGGCCCUGCAACAGCAUGUGCGGGAUGGCAUCCUCACCCCCGUGGAGCGCUCCGACUGGGCUACGCCGAUUGUACCAGUGGUCAAGAAGGACGGUAACAUUAGAAUUUGUGCAGAUUAUAAAUUGACGUUAAAUAAAGUUUUAGAAGUUGAUCGCUAUCCACUUCCACGAGUGGAGGACUUGUUAGUUCGCUUGCACGGGGGCAAAAGAUUUAGUAAGGUUGAUUUAUCCCAGGCUUAUGCCCAAUUUUUAUUAGAUGAUUCCAAGAAGUAUACGGUUAUUAAUACGCAUAAGGGUUUAUUCAUGUAUAAUCGUUUGGUGUACGGACUAUCGUCGAGCCCGGGAAUUUUUCAACGUCGUUUAGAAGAAUUAUUUGCUGAUUUACCACGCGUGGGGGUGUUUUUAGAUGACGUAAUCAUAACAGGUUCAUCAAAAAGUGAUCAUUUACAGAACUUACACAAAGUCUUUCAACGUUUGGAUAAAUAUGGGUUAAAAGUAAAAAAAGAAAAGUGUGAAUUUUUCAUGAAAUCCAUUAGUUAUUUAGGAUAUGUGAUUAGUGAGGAUGGAGUCCAUACUUGUCCCAAUAAAGUAAAAGCUAUUUUAGAUACACCUGCGCCCGUGAAUGUAGUAGAAUUACGAUCGUUUAUAGGCAUGAUUAUGUACUACUCGAAGUUCAUUAAAAAUUUAAGUACAAUGCUCGCUCCGUUAUACAAGCUAUUAAAGGUGGGAUCGAAAUAUGAUUGGAGUAGCCAAUGUCACAGUGCAUUCCAAGAAGUAAAGAAGGUGCUGGCGAGCAGUGAAGUCUUGAUGCACUACUCGGCCGAGUUACCGUUAGUGUUGACGGCAGACGCUAGCGGUGUGGGGGUGGGCGCCGUGCUGUCGCAAGUGACGGCGGCCGGCGAGCGGCCCGUCGCAUACGCCUCGCGCUCGCUUACAUCGGCUGAACGUAAUUAUUCUCAAAUUGAUAGGGAGGCGUUAGCUAUUAUUUACGGAAUACGCAAAUAUCACCAGUACUUGUACGGAAGGAAGUUUAUACUGAGAACGGAUCAUAAACCCCUAACAUAUAUAUUUGGUGACAAAGUUGGUAUACCAGUUAUGUCAGCCUCUAGAUUGCAACGUUGGGCCGUUCUGUUAUCGGGGUACAAUUAUGAUAUUGAAUACGUGUCGUCCAAAAAGAAUUGCGCCGACGCAUUAUCGCGCUUGCCGUCUAAAGUUACUAACGAUAGCGCAGUUAAAGAAGUAACGUAUGUCAAUUUUGUUGAGAACUUUUUACCGAUAACAAACUAUGACGUCAGCAAGGCCACCUUUAAGGAUGUAACAUUAAGUAAAAUUAAGGUUUAUAUAGAAUCUGGCUGGCCACAUUUUUGUAACGAUGAUGAUCUCAAACCAUUUUUCAUCAGGCGAAAUGAAUUAUAUAUUGAAGGCGGCUGUAUUAUGUGGGGCUAUCGCAUGAUUAUACCUCAGUCUUUGAGACAAAUAAUAUUGAAACAGUUGCACAGUAGUCAUAUGGGUAUAGUUAAGACGAAGAGCUGGGCCAGGAGUUAUGUAUGGUGGCCGCGCAUUGAUGACGAUGUGGAGACUAUGUGUCGUAGCUGUGAGACGUGUGCGCUGGAGGCGGAUGCGCCGCCUCACUCCGUACCUCAACAUUGGCCUUAUUUACCUCAACCGUGGACACGGUUACACAUAGAUUUUCUAGGGCCUUUAAAGGGUAAAACCUUUCUAAUAUUAGUGGAUUCGACAUCUAAAUGGCUUGAAGCUUUUGAAACAAAACACACCAAUGCGUCAGCUAUUAUAAAAAUCCUUCGAACAACUUUUGCACGAUUCGGUCUUCCUGCGGAACUAGUUUCGGAUCAAGGUCCGCCGUUCACCAGUAGAGAAUUUUCUGAGUUUCUAAAACUUAAUGGAAUUAAGCAAUCUUUUUCGCCAGUUUACCAUCCAUCUUCUAAUGGUGCUGCGGAAAACGCCGUCAAGUUAUGUAAGCGUGCUAUUAAAAAAGCGCAUAGGGAUAAAGUCGAUAUAGACGCCGCAUUACAAACUUUUCUUCUUACUUACAGGAAUACUAUCCAUAGCACUACAGGGGAGACCCCUGCAAUGAUAUUACAAAAACGUAGAUUACGUUCACGUUUUGAUUUAUUAAGAAACGAUCGAGCUGUAAUAGAUAGAAUACGCGUUGCACAGGAUAGGCAGGCUCAAAACGCGGGUGGCGUAAGACGCCUCUUUGAACAAGGAGAUAUGGUUUGGGCAAGGGGCUAUGGUCAGCAAGAUAAGUGGGUUAAAGGUCAGGUCCAUGGCAGGGAAGGUUCUCGAAGGUAUAUCGUGGAGGGGGAUGGCGGUCAAUUUAUAAAGCGGCAUGUGGAUCAAAUACGUCAUAGGUCACGUUUUUCUGAUGUUACUUGUCCUGAUAUUGGGCCUGGUGACUCGGCUGCGAGUGUGGGUGAAAAUGCCAUGUCAUCGCUGGGGGAUGAGGUGGUGGAUGAGAGUAGAGAUGACUUUAGCCAACAACAUAAAGAACCGGUUGACUUUCCACUUCAGGCUAAAGAUAAUGGCAUCGAACCUUUAGUGCGCGACGAUAGCGCCAAUAACAAGUCUCCUACUCUCUGUUCACCACUUCCAAGAGCGUCUGAAUUACGGCCAAAACGAGAGCGCAAACCAGUAGUCAGAUAUGGUUUCGAAUUUGAUUAGGUUUGAACUCUAGAUUUUUUUAUUGUUAUUUAUUUCAUUAUUUUUGUUAUUUUACUUAAUUAAGCUUAAAUUUAAUGGUGGAGGUGUAAUGUAGGGUAUAUCUAGAUAAUGUUGUGUGCGUGAUUUGUAUUGUGAGUGAAGCCAGUUUGAAUAUACGCAGUGUGCCGCUAA
Messenger RNA from Trichoplusia ni (cabbage looper), 4217 nucleotides. RefSeq lists its product as uncharacterized. Bases 1320 to 4046 code for a protein of 908 amino acids. Gene Ontology annotation, biological process: DNA integration. Gene Ontology annotation, molecular function: nucleic acid binding. NCBI's taxonomy places the organism in Eukaryota, Metazoa, Arthropoda, Insecta, Lepidoptera, Noctuidae. The record is from RefSeq and is a predicted model, not a curated record. The transcript has 2 exons.